Messenger RNA from Girardinichthys multiradiatus, 5037 nucleotides. Its product is annotated as dynamin-2. The coding region runs from base 273 to 2930 and encodes 885 amino acids. The record is from RefSeq and is a predicted model, not a curated record. Gene Ontology annotation, molecular function: microtubule binding; GTP binding; GTPase activity. Gene Ontology annotation, cellular component: cytoplasm; membrane; microtubule. NCBI's taxonomy places the organism in Eukaryota, Metazoa, Chordata, Actinopteri, Cyprinodontiformes, Goodeidae. The transcript has 22 exons.
UUGUGUAGAGGAAGUUUUGUUUUGCGAGUUUUCCGUCCGUUUUGACUCGCCGAGGUCCUAAUUAAUGCGCGUUAACAAAUACAAAGUUAUGUUACUACGAGUCACCUUUUUCAGCUAGGCGCGGGGGUUUUCCAAAGCGAGAUUCCAAGAGCCGGACUGACUGAAGCGGCGGCGCUAAACACUUUCAGAGUAACCCGAGAGUAGCUCGCUGCUAAGCUAACACUAGCCUUCGGACUGCGGUGUGUUGAAGGGCUCUCUGAGCUAACGAAGCCAUGGGGAACCGGGGCAUGGAAGACCUGAUUCCCCUGAUCAACAAGCUACAAGACGCCUUCAGUUCAAUUGGUCAAAGUGUCAACUUAGACCUUCCUCAGAUAGCUGUGGUCGGCGGACAGAGCGCAGGAAAAAGCUCCGUUCUGGAAAAUUUUGUCGGCAGGGACUUUCUUCCUCGCGGAUCAGGCAUUGUUACCCGCAGACCUCUCAUUUUGCAGCUGGUCAAUAAUAAAGCAGAAUAUGCUGAAUUCCUGCACUGCAAAGGAAAGAAGUUUGUGGAUUUUGAUGAAGUGCGGACGGAAAUUGAAGCAGAAACAGACAGGAUUACAGGAUCCAAUAAAGGCAUUUCUCCUAUCCCUAUCAACCUGAGGGUCUACUCCCCAAAUGUAUUGAACCUGACCCUGAUUGACCUCCCGGGUAUGACUAAAGUUGCUGUUGGAGAUCAGCCUCCAGACAUCGAGCAUCAAAUCCGAGACAUGCUGAUGCAGUUCAUCACCAAGGAGAGCUGUCUGGUCCUGGCAGUCACCCCUGCUAACAUGGAUCUGGCUAACUCAGACGCUUUGAAGAUUGCCAAAGAGGUGGACCCACAAGGUCUUCGUACCAUUGGUGUUAUAACAAAGUUGGACCUCAUGGAUGAAGGCACAGAUGCAAAAGAUAUUCUUGAAAAUAAACUGCUUCCACUGAGGAGAGGUUACAUUGGUGUGGUAAACCGGAGUCAAAAAGAUAUUGACGGGAAGAAAGACAUUCGUGCUGCACUUGCUGCAGAGAGGAAGUUCUUCCUGUCCCACCCUGCCUACAGGCACUUGGCAGACCGUAUGGGCACCCCUUAUCUGCAAAAGGCUCUAAACCAGCAAUUGACCAAUCACAUCAGGGACACACUGCCUGGGCUGCGUAGUAAACUGCAGAGUCAACUCCUCUCUCUGGAGAAGGAGGUGGAAGAGUACAAGAAUUUCCGUCCUGAUGAUCCAACUCGCAAGACAAAGGCCUUGUUGCAGAUGGUUCAGCAGUUUGGUGUGGACUUUGAAAAAUGCAUCGAAGGAUCUGGGGACCAGGUGGACACUAAUGAGUUGUCAGGUGGUGCCAGGAUUAACCGACUUUUCCAUGAACGCUUCCCCUUUGAGCUAGUCAAGAUUGUGUUUGAUGAGAAAGAACUGAGGAGGGAAAUCAGUCAUGCAAUCAAAAAUGUCCAUGGUGUCAGAACGGGGCUCUUCACCCCCGACCUGGCUUUCGAGACGAUUGUCAAAAAGCAGAUCCGCAAACUCAAAGAGCCCAGCCUCAAAUUUGUGGAUCUUGUGCUGACUGAAGUCACUGCUCUCGUCAUGAAGUGUGCCAAUAAGCUCAACUCCUACCCCAGACUGAGAGAGGAGACUGAGAGGAUUGUCACCACCCACGUAAGAGAAAGAGAAGGGAAGACCAAGGAUCAGGUCCUGCUGCUGAUUGACAUUGAGCUGUCCUACAUCAACACCAACCAUGAGGACUUCAUAGGCUUUGCUAAUCUUGACUACAGAAGGCUGGAUGAUGGUAGCUCCCCAGGGUACGGGAACAACAGUGCUCAGCAGAGGAACAUUGCUACCAACAAGAAGAGGGCAGUACCCAACCAGGGUGAAAUUUUGGUAAUCAGGAAAGGUUGGCUAACCCUCAACAUCAGCAUCAUGAAGGGAGGCUCCAAGGAAUUCUGGUUUGUGCUGACAGCUGAGUCUUUAUCCUGGUACAAGGAUGAGGAGGAAAAAGAAAAGAAGUACAUGUUGCCUCUGGACAACCUGAAGCUCAGAGAUGUGGAGAAAGGCUUUAUGUCCACAAAGCAUAUCUUUGCAAUCUUCAACACUGAACAGAGAAACGUCUACAAGGAUAAUCGACAAAUAGAGCUGGCCUGUGAUUCUCAAGAAGAUGUAGACAGCUGGAAGGCAUCCUUCCUCAGGGCGGGGGUUUAUCCUGAAAAAGACCAGGUGGAGAAUGAAGAGGCUGCACCUACAGACACCUUCUCCAUGGAUCCCCAGUUGGAGCGGCAGGUGGAAACUAUCCGUAACCUGGUGGACUCGUACAUUGGAAUCACCAACAAAUCCAUCAGAGACCUUGUGCCCAAAACCAUCAUGCACCUCAUGAUCAACAACGCGAAGGAUUUCAUCCACUCGGAGCUGCUGGCUUAUCUUUACUCAUCCGGGGACCAGAACAGCCUCAUGGAGGAGUCUGCUGACCAGGCCCAGCGUAGGGACGAAAUGUUGCGCAUGUAUCACGCGCUCAAGGAGGCACUACACAUCAUUGGCGACAUCACCACCAUCACGAUCUCCACGCCAGUUCCACCACCUGUAAAUGAUACCUGGCUCCAGGAUUCCAGCCCCACCCCUCAGCGAAGACCAGCUCCUGCGUCUUCCCAGCCCCCCAGCCGUCCACCUGCUGUUCGGGGCCCAACACCAGGACCACCUAUGAACCCUUCCCCGGCCUUUAAUACCUCUCCGGCGUUUGGUGCACCCCCUAUCCCCUCCCGCCCAGGUCCACUUGCCAAUGCCUUCAACAGCGCUCAGGAUCCCUUCAGCGCACCACCACAGAUCCCCUCCCGGCCAGCCCGUAUCCCACCCGGUGUACCCAGCCGAAGACCCCCUGGUGCACCGUCUCACCGGCCCACCAUUAUUCGUCCUGCAGAGCCUUCCCUGCUAGACUAAACCUGUGGCCAAGCCCACCCUAGAAUGCUUUUUUGUUCCUGGAUGUGUGUCUGUGGGCCUGGGAUGAGGGGUUUGAGGGGAGGUGUUGACUUGGAGCGAUGUGUAGAUUUCAUUGCCAGGCAUUGAGAGGUUUAUUCAAGCAAUGUGAAUAAGCUGUUAAUACUGUCUAUAUACAUGCACAGGAAGCUAACAAGCCCUUUAUUACUUUAAUAUUACAUUUAUCUGCCAUGUAUUAUAAACUAAAUUCCAUCGUUAGCAGUGAUGUUUUAAAUUCAAUUCUUUUUUUUUCUUUGCACUGGUUCUCAGCCAUGUUACACACAUAACCGGUACAGGGUGUCUCCCCUCCUCCCCUCACUCGAUUUCCAGGCCCAGAUACUCUGUAUAUAGAAUACAUUCAUAACCGGCUGUUAAUGUUUCACUGGUUUUCAACAUCUCAGCUCAUUUCAGACUGAAAACAAUAGCUUAAUAUAAUAUUUCUGGUGGUGUCGAUUAUAUCUCAUUUGUUCUUGCUCUGUUUUAUUUGAGUGGCUGUCCUUGUUGAUGAGCGUUAUAAAUGUAGCUUUAAAUUAGGUUCUGAUUGCAACAGAGUCGACUCAUAAACCACACAAGGACGAGUUGAAAGAGAUUCAUAGUCUGUCUCCCUCCAUUUUUUUAUUAUUAUUCUAUACUGAAAAGAUGUCAACAAGAUUGACUGUUCUAAUCCAAGCACUUCUAGCCACUGAGCCUUACAAGAAGCCACUCACAACAGGGACGCUGUAGUUGAUUACCAGAACACUAUGCACACACCCCCAGUAGAGAGAGAGAAAGCCAGACUGAAGUCUGUCUGCGCUUUCAGACGUUGAAGUUUGAAUAAUCCUUUUAGUCUCAGCUCGAUCCCUGUGAGGUUUGCUGCCUCGGAGUCGAAUCUAAUUCCAAGAUGAGCUGGUUUAAAAAGAGCACAUUUCUCUUAAAGAGGAUUAAACUUGGUGCUCCAGGGUGUCAAGGUGGGAUCUGGGUUACAGAGUAGGAAAAUGUGCUGUUUAUCCUUAAGAACAUCUAUUAUUAUGACAGUUAUCAGUUCUGCUUCCAUGAAUCAGAUAUAUUGUAAAUAGCUGGCCUUUAAAUGUUCUCACAGGGUUCAUACAAUAAAUACAUGCUAUUAGGCAUAAUCAUACCAGGAAAUGUAAAAAAGAAACAUGGGACUUCACAUUAUAGAAAGGACUAACUCUGUCAUUUCAUAGAUUUUUAACCUGUGUUUGGGGGGGGGGGGGCAUAUUUUUCAGCUCGUAUAUUAUUUAUAACCUGGUUUUUUUUGGUCGCACUUCUAAUGGCUUGAUCCAGCUUCCUUCUUACCCAGUUCCUUCGCUUUUCAUCCAGAUUUAUGUGAAUUCAGCUGCAGGGAUUGGUUUCAUUGGUUUAUCCGCUGAAUGUUGCCUGAUUUGUUUUUUUAAGGGUUUCUUUUUUUUUUUACAUAUAUUAUAAUUUAAAUAUUUUUUUUUCAUGAUCUCAAGGUGUUGGGGGGGGGGGAGAGAUAAUGGUCCACUUAGAUUUUCUUUCCUUUUUGAUCAGUUGUUGUGGUGAGUUGGUGGUUGGAGUUUUGGUGUACAAGUGCAGGUCCUAUCUAGAGAAGCAGCCUAGAACAUGGAGAAUAAUCACACAUAAUUACACAAACAUUAAAAGAAAGAUUUAAAGAUAUCUCAAAUUUCUUUCAGAAUGAGGUUUUUGUUGUCUGUGGGUUUUUUUCUCCUGGCCUUGCUUUCAGUGACAGAGCUUGAAAACCUAAAAGAAAAUCAGUGUAAAAUCUUCAGAAUAAUUUCCAUGAUAGAUUUUUUUUAAGUUGUUUAAGUUCCCAUAUGACUGUCACUCCAGCUUGUCCAUGAGAAGACUAAAAUCUACAUGAAGAUGUGGGAAUACUGUGUGUAUGUAUCAUCCCUCCUUCCUCUUUCCCUCCCCUCUGAAUCUGCAGGAAGGGGUCGGAAACCGGUCCUCAAACAUCUUUUCUUUUUGUUUUGCAAACCUUUAUGAAGUGCCUCUGUAGCAAUUAAUGGAUUUUUAAUAAUCAUCAUGACCUGAUUUAGGAAGAAAAGUAAAUAAAGAGGUGUGUACAAUAAAGGGACCAGUUUUGGUG